Molecule: messenger RNA, 8497 nt
Organism: Mya arenaria
Lineage: Eukaryota; Metazoa; Mollusca; Bivalvia; Myida; Myidae
Product: basic immunoglobulin-like variable motif-containing protein
Exons: 10
Coding region: 64-2046 (660 amino acids)
Biological process (GO): nucleotide-excision repair
Cellular component (GO): nucleus
Molecular function (GO): single-stranded DNA binding; DNA endonuclease activity
Source: RefSeq, a predicted model, not a curated record
GGAAGAAAUGUCAAAACUUGACAACAGAUGCGGAUUACCCUUGAUAGCAGUUUGUAACGAAGGAUGGGAAACUUAAUAACAAAAUUCUUCACAAGAACAAGCUGGUAUAAAGUACAGAAUGGAACUACAGAUAAUGCAAAAUUGAGGAUCGGGCAGCCUCUUCUUAAUGAAAAUGACAAGGACUUGCUUGAAUUAAAAUCAAAGGGCAGUAACUGUAAAAACUUCAUUGAAGAAGGAACAUCUGUUGAUGGAGUUAUCUUUUCCUGGCUAGAGAUACAGCUUUUGGAAAAGAUCAUUGCUGAUGUGAAGAGCGGGAAUUAUCAGAAAGCUGGAAAAAAUGUUGAUAUCUUACAUGGUAUAAAUGGUUACUGGAAAGGCACUGGUGUGUACCAGAAAAUACCCAUAGAAGAAGGUAAAGAAGAUGUGCCAAAGAUAGACAGAGAAAAGGAGGAGGAUGCUAAUUCAGAUGACAGCAAAUCUGAACUGUUAGAAAGUUCUGAUAAAACUGAUGAUAAAGAACAAAGCUCUUGUACGGUUGCAGAUAAUCUUACUGCAAGUACUAGUAAUAGUUCAUCUGUUUUACAAGAUGGACUUAGCAGUACAAUUGAUGAUGAGUAUGCCACAGAAAGAGUUGAAGCCUUUGAAAAGACAAUUAAAAAGACAGUAACUUGGAACACAACUGCAGAAGAAAAUGCCAUCAAUGAGAACAAAGCAGAAAAACUGCAAGUCUCAAGCCUGCAAAGUGAACAUGAUGGUUCUGGAGAAUCCUGCAGGCCUCAUGAUUUAUUUCUGGAUUUGGACAAUAAUAAAGACAUCGAAGAAGAUAGUCUUGAAGAAGAUGAUGAUAAUGCAGAUGAAACCAGUCCUAAGGGGUUGUUUAAAUCUGGCAAAGCAGGGGCUAGUUGGGAGGUUGAAUUGGGCAAUGAAAGGUCAAGAAUUGCAGUUGCAAGAUCAGGGCUAGAUGGUAAAUUGAAUAAAAGACUGCAGGCAUUAACCCAGGCCAGAUCACAGAAUUCAGGAGAGCGAUACAUUCCACCAAGGGUUUUGGUGUCUGCGAACCAGAUAGCCCAGAGAAAGGUUCUUGAUUUAAAGAGAUGGUAUUGCAUGAGUAGGCCACAAUACAAGACCUCCUGCGGGAUCUCCUCCUUAGUGUCAUGUUGGAACUACCUGUUCAGCACACUUGGACAUGGCAAUUUGCACCCCAUCACCCAGGAAGAGGCACUAACAACUCUUACUUUCCGCCCACCAUUUAGCGACAUCAGAUUUGGGCCAUUCACUGGGAAUGGAACACUCAUCAGAUGGUUUCGUCACCUGAACGACCAUUUUAAAGUGCGUGGCCGUUGUUUCUACGUAUACAAGCCCCAUGGAAAGAAUCGAACAGAAAACGUGACAGCAGAAGAUGCUCUUGCUGCCAUGAAGAAGGGCCUCCAGGACCAGAAUACAACCUUCAUCUACCAUUGCCAGAACCACUACUUUUCUCCUAUUGGCUAUGAGGAUGUGCCUCUGUCACCCACUGAGGCCUACGCAAGCAGUGUGGAGGAUUCUGACACAUGGAUUCUUAUUGGAGAUCCCAGCAGAAAACACCCCAGUGUUCACUGUAAAAGAUGGGAGGAUAUAGUUGCAGACCUCAACUGUCAGAACCCGGAGUAUCUGGAUAUAAGGAGACUUGACAAGGGCAUACAGAAGAGAAACACUAAGAAGAAAGGAGGAAACCUGCACUGUAUCAUAGGGUUUCAAAGAAGUCCGUUUCUGAGCACAAGGAGGACCAACAUCCCAAUGCUUACCAGUCGUACGCUGAGCCCAAACAGGGGUUGUAGCCAUGAAGCUCGGACACUGAGCCCAGGGAGGGUACACGACCAUGUGCGAGUGGAGAGAACUGUUAGCCCUGUGAGGAAAUCACCCACAUCACCUGGCCCUCAUUCUUUGGCUGAUAAGCCAGCUGAUGUUGAAAUGAGGUAUGAGUUGUUCCUUCCUAACGAUGAAGAGGAUGACGAAGGAAUGUGUGAUGAUAGCACGACCUGUUCAGAAGGCAGCAUGUUGUUAUAAGAUUGAAUUGGGCUGUCUGUACAUGUCCAGGUUGUCCGAUUGCUUGAUUUCCUAGAUAACAAAUAUUGUGUUUGUUAUUACGAUGGGGUAUCAUUGUUACGAGUGACUAACAAACCCACAUAAUGGAAGGCCACACAUUAUUAUGUUAUAAUGGAAUGCUGAUUUUUUGCUUCCUUUAGGUUUGAAUACAUUAUGUUUAAAUGUUUUAUCAUAUUAUAGAACUAUCCUUCAAGCGGCUACUAUUUUCAAAUUUAUGUUGCGUUUUACAAUUUUUGGAGUAGAGUUAUUUGUUUUUGUCUAUUGAAAUGACCAAUGACCGUAGCCUAGUGAUUAGGGUGUCUGCAUAGGGAGCUGGAAGUCUAGGGUUCAAGCCACAGCACCUAGUUAAAUAAUGGCUAUCGAUUGCCUUCCUGCCUGGCGCCCAGCAUAUAGGAUAAGAAGCGGGAGUAAAGAUGUUUAUUAAUCAAGGUGUCUCAUAAGUCCAGCCGACUGACCCUUAACUGAGAGGGGUGACACGGUCAUAAAACAAACAUGUUGCUGUACAUAAACACUUGUGACUAUGAAUGUGAAGCAUAUCAUUAAUUGAGAAGCAUCAAUUUAAAAAAUAAAGGCCUCAUAUAUAAUAGUAGAUGCACAUUGUGUGCAAGAAAGCUUUUUUAUUCUAAGGCGUGUAAGUGACUUCUGGUUAUAACUGGUUUUCAUCUUUCGAAAAGAUUCGACAACUACGCUUCAUCUGUUUUCUGCUUAAAAAAGUUGUUAACAGUGUAAGAUUAAUUAUAAUUGACACUUUAUGCACCAUUUCUAAAUAUUGUUACCCCCCCCCCCCCCAAUCACCAACACUUUUAACAAAAUCAAUUUAGAUUCUAAGGGAUGGGCGCAAGUCAAAGGAUACGCCCCCUAAGUAACGCCCUCUCUAACAACAAAUCCUGUUCCAGCCCCUGGAUCUCCUGUAGAUAGGGACACGUUCAUAUUUCAUUGAGUCAGACUUUUCACUCUGUGCAGUUCUCAUUUAAUGUCUGUAACGCCUUGCUCCUUAUGACUUUGUGCAUCUCUCGUUCAGUGUCUGUAAGGCCUUGGUCCUUGUGACGUUGUGCAUCUCUCUUUCAGUGUCUGUAAGGCAUUGAUCCUUGUGAAGUUGUCCAUCUCUCGUUCAGUGUCUGUAAGGUCUUCUUGCUCCUUGUGACGUCAUGCAUCUCUCUUUCAGUGUCUGUAAGGCCAUGCUCCUUGUGACAUCGUGCAUCUCUCGUUCAGUGUCUGUAAGGCCUUGAUCCUUGUGACGUCGUGUAUCUCUAUUUCAGUGUCUGUAAGGCCUUGUGACGUCGUGAAUAUCUCUUUCAGUGUCUGUAAGUCCUUGUGACGUCGUGCAUCUCUCUUUCAGUGUCUGUAAGGCCUUGCUCCUUGUGACGUCGUGCAUCUCUCGUUCAGUGUCUGUUAGGCCUUGCUCCUUGUGAAGUCGUGCAUCUCUUGUUCAGUGUCCGUAAGGCCUUGAUCCUUGUGACGUCGUGUAUCUCUAUUUCAGUGUCUGUAAGGCCUUGUGACGUCGUGCAUAUCUCUUUCAGUGUCUGUAAGGCCUUGCUCCUUGUGACGUCGUGCAUCUCUCUUUCAGUGUCUGUAAGGCCUUGCUACUUGUGACGUUGUGAAUCUCUUGUUCAAUGUCUGUAAGGCCUUAAUCCUUGUGACGUCGCGUAACUCUUUCAGUGUAUGUAAGGCCUUGCUCCUUGUGACGUCGUGAAUCUCUCGUUCAGUGUCUGUUAGGCCUUGCUCCUUGUGACGUCGUGCAUCUCUUGUUCAGUGUCCGUAAGGCCUUGCUCCUUGUGACGUAGUGCAUCUCUCGUUCAGUGUCUGUAAGGCCUUAAUCCUUGUGACUUCGUGCAUCUCUAUUUCAGUGUCUGUAAUGCAUUGAUCCUUUUGACGUUGUGCAUCUCUUGUUCAGUGUCUGUAAGGCCUUGAUCCCUGUGACGUCGUGCAUCUCUCUUUCAGUGUCUGUAAGGCCUUAAUCCUUGUGACGUGCAUACCUCAUUCAGUGUCUGUAAGGCCUUUAUCUUGUGACGUCGUGCAUCUCUCUUUCAGUGUCUGUAAGGCCUUGCUCCUUGUGACGAUGUGCAUCUCUUGUUCAGUGUCUGCAAGGCCUUGAUCCUUGUGACGUUUUGCAUAUCUCUUUCAGUGUCUGUACGGCCUUGAUCCUUGUGAUGUCGUGCAUCUCUCGUUCAGUGUAUGUAAGGCCUUGCACCUUGUGACGUCGAGCAUCUCUCGUUCAGUGUAUGUAAGGCCUUGCUCCUUGUGACGUUGUUCAUCUCUCUUUCAGUGUCUGUAAGGCAUUGAUCCUUGUGACGUUGUGCAUCUCUCUUUCAGUGUCUGUAAGGCCUUGAUCUUUUUGACGUCGUGCAUAUCUAGUUCCGUGUCUGUAAGUCCUUGAUCAUUGUGACGUCGUGCAUCUCUCAUUCAGUGUCUGUAAGGCCUUGAUCCUUGUGACGUCGUGUAUCUCUAUUUCAGUGUCUGUAAGGCCUUGUGACGUCGUGAAUAUCUCUUUCAGUGUCUGUAAGUCCUUGUGACGUCGUGCAUCUCUCUUUCAGUGUCUAUAAGGCCUUGCUCCUUGUGACGUCGUGCAUCUCUCGUUCAAUGUCUGUUAGGCCUUGCUCCUUGUGAAGUCGUGCAUCUCUUGUUCAGUGUCCGUAAGGCCUUGAUCCUUGUGACGUCGUGUAUCUCUAUUUCAGUGUCUGUAAGGCCUUGUGACGUCGUGCAUAUCUCUUUCAGUGUCUGUAAGGCCUUGCUCCUUGUGACGUCGUGCAUCUCUCUUUCAGUGUCUGUAAGGCCUUGCUACUUGUGACGUUGUGAAUCUCUUGUUCAAUGUCUGUAAGGCCUUAAUCCUUGUGACGUCGCGUAACUCUUUCAGUGUAUGUAAGGCCUUGCUCCUUGUGACGUCGUGAAUCUCUCGUUCAGUGUCUGUUAGGCCUUGCUCCUUGUGACGUCGUGCAUCUCUUGUUCAGUGUCUGUAAGGCCUUGCUCCUUGUGACGUAGUGCAUCUCUCGUUCAGUGUCUGUAAGGCCUUAAUCCUUGUGACGUCGUGCAUCUCUAUUUCAGUGUCUGUAAUGCAUUGAUCCUUUUGACGUUGUGCAUCUCUUGUUCAGUGUCUGUAAGGCCUUGAUCCCUGUGACGUCGUGCAUCUCUCUUUCAGUGUCUGUAAGGCCUUAAUCCUUGUGACGUGCAUACCUCAUUCAGUGUCUGUAAGGCCUUUAUCUUGUGACGUCGUGCAUCUCUCUUUCAGUGUCUGUAAGGCCUUGGUCCUUGUGACGAUGUGCAUCUCUUGUUCAGUGUCUGCAAGGCCUUGAUCCUUGUGACGUUUUGCAUAUCUCUUUCAGUGUCUGUAAGGCCUUGAUCCUUGUGAUGUCGUGCAUCUCUCGUUCAGUGUAUGUAAGGCCUUGCACCUUGUGACGUCGAGCAUCUCUCGUUCAGUGUAUGUAAGGCCUUGCUCCUUGUGACGUUGUUCAUCCAUCUUUCAGUGUCUGUAAGGCAUUGAUCCUUGUGACGUUGUGCAUCUCUCUUUCAGUGUCUGUAAGGCCUUGAUCUUUUUGACGUCGUGCAUAUCUAGUUCCGUGUCUGUAAGUCCUUGAUCAUUGUGACGUCGUGCAUCUCUCAUUCAGUGUCUGUAAGGCCUUGAUCCUUGUGACGUCGUGCAUCUCUCUUUCAGUGUCUGUAAGGCCUUGAUCAUUGUGACGCUGUGCAUCUCUCUUUCAGUGUCUGUAAGGCCUUGAUCCUUGUGACGUUGUGCAUACCUCAUUCAGUGUCUGUAAGGCCUUUAUCCUUGUGACGUCGUGCAUCUCUUGUUCAGUGUCUGUAAGGCCUUGCUCCUUGUGACGCUGUGCAUCUCUUGUUCAGUGUCUGUAAGGCCUUGAUCCUUGUGACGUCGUGCAUAUCUCUCAGUGUAUGUAAGGCCUUGAUCCUUGUGACGUCUUGCAUCUCUCUUUAAGUGUCUGUAAGGCCUUGCACCUUGUGACGUCUCGCAUCUCUCGUUCAGUGUAAGUAAGGCCUUGCUCCUUGUGACUUCGUUCAUCUCUCUUUCAGUGUCUUUAAGGCAUUGAUCCUUGUGACGUUGUGCAUUUCUAUUUCAGUGCCUGUAAGGCCUUGAUCCUUGUGACGUCGUACAUCUCUUAUUCAGUGUAUGUAAGGCCUUGCUCCUUGUGAUGUCGUUCAUCUCUCUCUCAAUGUCUGUAAGGCCUUGAUCCUUGUGACGUCGUGCAUCUCUCUUUCAGUGUAUGUAAGGCCUUGCUCCUUGUGACGUCGUGCAUCUCUGUUUCAGUGUAUGUAAGGCCUUGAUCCUUGUGACGUUUUGCAUCUCUCAUUCAGUGUCUGUAAGGCCUUGAUCCUUGUGACGUCGUGCAUCUCUCUUUCAGUGUAUGUAAGGCCUUGAUCCUUGUGACGUCGUGCAUCUCUCAUUCAGUGUCUGUAAGACCUUGCUCCUUGUGACGUCGUUCAUCUCUCGUUCAAUGUCCGUAAGGCCUUGAUCGUUGUGACGUCGUGCAUCUCUCAUUCAGUGUCUGUAAGGCCUUGAUCCUUUUCACGUCGUGCAUCUCUGUUUCAGUGUAUGUAAGGCCUUGAUCCUUGUGACGUCGUGCAUCUCUGUUUCAGUGUAUGUAAGGCCUUGCACCUUGUGACGUCGUGCAUCUCUUUCAGUGUAUAUAAGGCCUUGCUCCUUGUGACGUCGUGCAUCUCUCUUUCAGUGUAUGUAAGGUCUUGUUCCUUGUGACGUUGUGCAUAUCUCAUUCAGUGUCUGUAAGGCCUUGAUCCUUGUGACGUCGGGCAUCUCUGUUUUGUGUCUGCAAGGCCUCGAUUCUUUGUCAUAUUGUGCAUCUCUUUCAGUGUCUAUAAGGCCUGGAUCUUUGUGAUGUUGUGCAUGUCUCAUUCAGCCUUUGAACAGGAUUAUGAUUCAAUUUCAGGCUGCUGAACUUUUACAUGUAGUUUGCAGUGCAUACUCAUACAUUUUCAUGACCGAGUUAUUGUCGAUUUUACAUUCUCUUCUUAUUGAGGUCAUCCCUAUUAUUUCUCAAUUGAUGGAACCUGUUUUUGCUUGGGUCCCAAAUUUUCCAAUAUCAUCAUGUCCCUUAUAGCAGGAUCAAGUAAAUCUCACUGUUUUGAUUAAUUACAACUGCACGUAGUGUUUUUCUUUCGUUUUGAAGUUUUGAGACUUUGGAGGAUUUUAUAAACGAUAAUCAUGACGUGUUAUGUUUGGUUUACAAAUGCAAGAUUUAGCAAAUUACUUGGCUGAUUGAAAAAUUAUACUUUAACCUGUUAGAUACUCAUUUCGAGAUACUUAAUUUUUAUUUAUUUGGAGAAAUUGGAGUAAAACAUCAUGUUCUGAUAAAUCAAAUAUAUUUAAAAAAAAAUUGCAUGUUGUUGAAUUUGUUUACUUUAAUAUUAUAUUGAAAACAUUGACCAGGAGUCACUUGAACCUUUUGUAUCACUUGUUGUGAGGCUGUAGGCUGUAGGCCUUCAAAUUUUAGUAUUGCAAAUUGAAAUCAGGUAUCGGUAGAUCUUCUUUUUAACAUGACAUAUUAAAUUAAUUAAUACGCUGGGGUUACAAAAUAGGACGAAAGGUGUUAUGUGGUUUAAAAAAGUGCGAAUUAAACUUUAGUUAAUACGUUCAUAAGAUUGCAAUGUUAAAGUGAAUUUGAAAGCGAGCGGAAUAAUCUUAGAUAAAUCUUGGUGAGUAAUCGAGGCGAAUAGAUUAUUAUAGAUAAUUACGCAUGAAAUAGAAAUGUGUUUUCCAACAGACGCUGUCUUACUAUGCCUACUACAAAUAGUCAAAAUGUCACAAGCCAAAAGGCUUUCAUUUGAUUAACUUUACACUAGCAAUUACCUUGUGAGAUGGAAGCAAUGUUCAUAUGCCCAAGUACAUAAAGACUUCUCGUUUUUACUGUUAUGAAACUAACUAAUUGAAUUAAAAAAUCAUCAGUUUACAUUAACUGUUCUUAGGUUAUGACAGGCACUUAUCGGUUACAGUUUAGGGCCAUGAAUAACAUCUUUUGGAAUCGAUUUUUAUUGCAUGUGAACAGAAAUGUUAAAAUAGUAUAAUUAGGCCUGUCGCGCCUGCAAACUUUCAGCAAUUCUAUCUCUACAGUCGAAUCCCGUUGGCUCGAACUCACAGGGACCGGCGAAAAUACAUCGAGCCUAAGAAAAUUCGAGCCAAGUCUUCAGUUUAAAGAAAUCGGUCCUUUAUACACAGUUCGAGCCAACGAGGAAUUCGAGACAAACGAGCUCGAGCCAACGGGGUUCGACUGUAUUUAUAUGUGGUGUGGGCAAAACAAUGCAUUGAACUUUGUUGUUUCUUAAACAGAAAUACGACGCCAUCAUUUUAAUUAUAAAUAUAUGUAUUUAUUUGAUUUGUAUACGUUUAUUCUUCUUAAUAUAUUUUGUUGAAACACUAUUAUAUUUAAAAUAAAAUGGUGAAAGUGUC